CAGCCUUCAGUCUGGCAUCCGAUACGGGCAGAGGCGUCCACGGUCAGUCGCAGGCGUACCAAACUUCCGCACAGACGAUGAUUCGGGCGCACUUGGCAACACAAUGAACCGUGCGAGAGUACAGCGCCGCGGCCUGCGGGGCCCAAGGACGGUGUUCCUCGUCGCGUUCCUUGUGGCAGCGUUCCUCGCCCAGCUUAGCGUUACAGCGAGGGGGGGGUCGGCAGAGACGACCACUGGACAGCCAUCCGACGAGCACACUUUCGGGCAUCAGACUCAGGAGCAGGGGUCCGCUUCCGGAGAGGAUCAGCAUUCUCGGCACGCCUUCUCUCACCUACGGCUGGGAAGGCCCGGUCGCGGGUCCGGCCUAUCCUCGCAGCGCUUUCCAGAAGACCUGUACGCCCAGCCAGCAUUCAAGAUCAUCUACGAUGACCAGAAUCCCGUUCGCAAUGCUAGCGCUUUAGAUUUUCUGCAAGCCUCAUCGUCCGACCUAUCCCUUCGUGCUCCUACCGCUGAGGCGGCACUUGUUGCGGGACAGGGAUGUGCCGCAAACCCGUCGCUCACCGCAAACGGCCGUGGCCCUGGGACGCACCAGCUAAUUCGCAGUAGUCGGGAUACGGUGCACUUGUGCCACAUCCCAACACCGCGCACAGACUUGGCGCAUGAAGCCCUCUACUCGUCAUCAGCCUAUCUGCACCAAAUCCUGCACAACGCAUCUGGCACUUCCGAUGCGCGACAGGAGGAGAUUGCAGUCGCUGCACUCGAAUCAGAACGCAAGCGCAUCAUUGCACACGGCCUCACGCUGCUUGAACCACUGAAGAACUACUGUCUAUAUCAGACGGCCGACUGGUUCACCUACGCUUUCUGCCACGGCCGCAGUAUCCGCCAAUUCAAGGCGCUCCCACCUGCCACCGCCGUCAACGUCGCAGCGACGCAGCAGCAGAAAGCGCACCAGGCUGGCGCCUCCUCUACCUUGAGUGAAGAGGAGCAACGCCGACAGCGCCGACAGGCGCAAUCGCAGAUCGUCGAGCGCCAACUCGAGCACGGGCAGAUCGUCUACGAGGUCAAGCUUCCGUCCGAACUGGCGGGCACCAACUUCAAAGCCCUCAUCCCGCCACAGGAACCGAUUGAAGACAAGGAUUCCGAUGCGUACGUGCUGGGUCGAUGGAAUCGAGGCGUGGAGACCAUCGCGGGGACCAAGUUGCAUUUCACCGAAUGGGAGCGAGGCCGUUCAGACGAUGAACAUCCGCGAAGGCGCAGGGAGGUGCGAAAGGGGACCAUCGAGGACGGUUCCUCCCACAAGCUCGCCAAGGACGAGCCUGCCGCAGCAAUCAUGCACGAUCGCACGUCGGAAGCGACAAGUGCAGCGUCAGGAACGGAGCUGAUGGAGGUCACCCGUUUUGGAGCAGGCGAGGAGCAGCGUUAUCUCGCGCAGCCCUGGACCGACGGCACACGCUGCAAGGUCAACGGAGAGCCGCGUAUGACUGAGGUUCAGGUGAGCAGCCGCAUCGAGGUCUGUACAAUUGGCGCGCUCUUAUGAAUUGAAGUUUCAAUAUCCUGGCCGCUCGCCUUCCAGUACCACUGCAAUCGCAAAGCAAAGGAACGUAUCGCUCUAAUCAAAGAGGUGACGACGUGCAACUAUGUCAUUGUCAUCGAGACGCCA
Tilletiaria anomala UBC 951 is the source of this 1660-nucleotide messenger RNA. RefSeq lists its product as uncharacterized. Bases 104 to 1537 code for a protein of 477 amino acids. NCBI's taxonomy places the organism in Eukaryota, Fungi, Basidiomycota, Exobasidiomycetes, Georgefischeriales, Tilletiariaceae. Gene Ontology annotation, cellular component: endoplasmic reticulum lumen. The record is from RefSeq and is a predicted model, not a curated record. The transcript has a single exon. Gene Ontology annotation, biological process: endoplasmic reticulum unfolded protein response; retrograde protein transport, ER to cytosol.